Molecule: messenger RNA, 1192 nt
Organism: Hibiscus syriacus
Lineage: Eukaryota; Viridiplantae; Streptophyta; Magnoliopsida; Malvales; Malvaceae
Product: transcription factor bHLH25-like
Exons: 4
Coding region: 56-1123 (355 amino acids)
Molecular function (GO): protein dimerization activity
Source: RefSeq, a predicted model, not a curated record
CUUGCUUUAGUUUCAGAUAUAUGACACACUCUUUUUAUCUUUUCAGGCUACAACGAUGGACUCUUCAUCAGCAAGAUGGUUAUCUGAACUGGGAAUGGACGAGUACGACCUCAUCCACCAAUGUCAUGUCAACUCUUUAGCUGAAUUUAAUACCGGAGAAGAUAUGGCGGCGCCAGUCCUUCUCGGUGCGGACUUGAAGCGAUCAUUUUCCUCCGAGAGCUACUCUUCUUUCCCUAAUUUCAACACCAAAAGCGGCAGCGUAUCCUCCAUUGAAGCUUCGUACAGACCGACCAAACAGCUCAAAAUCAGCGGCAGUUGGAACUCGAGCACCACAACCGAGCAUGUUCCGGUUCCAAAGAAACCUUCCUCUCCCACUUCUCAGAGUAUUUCGUUCGAGAAACCAGCUUCACCGCCGGCAAAUUACAACGCUUUGAAGCCUAAAGUCGAGACUGUAUCUUCAGCAAAUAUGAACUUUUCGCAUAUAAUAGCACAAGGUCCAUUUCAGAAGACAAAUUAUGCUUCAAAAAACAAUAACCAAUCGAUCGAAAGGAGUUACUCAAUGAGUAGAAGCCCUUCACAUGCUCAAGAUCAUAUAUUGGCCGAAAGAAAAAGAAGAGAGAAGCUUAGCCAGCAUUUCAUAGCUCUUUCCGCAAUCGUUCCUGGUCUGAAGAAGAUGGAUAAAGCUUCGGUUCUUGGAGAAGCCAUCAAGUACGUGAAACAGCUUCAAGAACGUUUAAAAGUGCUGGAGGAGCAUACUAAGAACAGAAGUGUGGAAUCUUUAGUUUUCGUGAAGAAAUCCCAUUUAUCAGCCCAAGAUAAAUCAUCUUCAUGUGAAGAGAACUAUGAAGGACAAUAUUCGGACGCUGCACUGUCAGGGAUUGAAGCUAAAGUCUACGAUAAUAAUGUUCUUAUUCGAUUUCAUUGCCAGAACGGGAAAGGGUUGGUGACUCAAGUAUUAUGCGAAAUUGAGAACCUUCAUCUAUCGAUUGUUAAUAGUAGUAUCUUGGCUUUUGGGAACUCGACUCUUGAUAUGACCAUAAUUACUCAGAAAGAUGAUGGAUUCAACAUGACAAUGAAGGAUCUGGUUAAGGAGUUAAGAUUGACUUUAUUAAAGUUCAUUUAACAUAAGUCUUCAAGGCUAAUAAAUUCGCUUCUUCUUAGACCAUAACUUGUUUUCUUCUGUAAUUUUUUU